AUUUCUUUAAUCUUGAUUGUUUCUUAUAUACCAGAGAAUUUAACCAUGUUCAGAUUCAUCGGAAGCUUCACCUUUUUAUGGCUUGUCAUGGCAACAACUGCCAUGGCUCAAUCCACAACCAUACUCGACACCAAUGGACAGCCCCUUACAAGCGGCGUAGAAUAUUACGUGCUUCCAGCUGCCACUGAUACUGCUGGUGGUUUAACCUUGGUUAACCGCACCGGCUCAUGCCCUUUCUACGUUGGUCAAGAACCUCUUUCAACUGUAAACUGUUCGAUUUCACAAGGCCUUCCUGUGGGUUUUACGCCAAUGAUGGAGAAUAGUGUCUGUAAGAGAGGAUAUUCCUUCACUGUUUCAUUCUCAGCCUCUACGACUUGUGUUCGAUCCACCGGAUGGAGGUUAGAUAAUGAUGAAGAAGUGUCGAGGACAUUUAUUGUGACAGGAGGAGAUCAAAGCUUCUUUAGAAUUCAAAUUGAUGAUAAUGGUCUCUAUAACUUGAUAUGGUGUCCAGUUUGUGAUAGGCCAAAUUGUCCUAGGUUUAGAUGUUUGGAUGCUAGUAUUUUCUUGGAGAAUGGAAAGAGAUUAUUGAUUGUGGGUGAAGAUCAAGCUUUUCCUUUCCGAUUUAGGAGGGCCAAUUAAUUUCUUUGUUCUCAAGAUAUGGCUUCUUGAUAUAAUCAUAUUGUAGUAUUAGUGAAUAAAUAGAGAAGUCCAUCUCUUGAUUAAUAUUUAUGUAAAAUGUAUUAUGCAUGCAUUUGAUUUCUUAAUUAAAAAACCCUUUUCCUUUUUUA
Molecule: messenger RNA, 788 nt
Organism: Jatropha curcas
Lineage: Eukaryota; Viridiplantae; Streptophyta; Magnoliopsida; Malpighiales; Euphorbiaceae
Product: kunitz type trypsin inhibitor 104
Molecular function (GO): endopeptidase inhibitor activity
Source: RefSeq, a predicted model, not a curated record